GGAGCCAAUGGCAGGCGCCCGAGAACCAGCGUUGGGCUGCCCGGCUGGGCUAGGGAGGCGCGGCGGCCACGCCGUCGGGGGCCCGAGCCAGACGCUGGCCCCGGGCGGCCCUCGAUGGAGCUGCUGGUGCUGGCGGGGUCGGUGACCGCCUUCCGGCUGCUCAACGUCGGGCUGGAGCGCCUGGUGCCGCCGCCGGCGCAGCACAACCGCUGGAAAUGGCUCAACAUCUGGACGUCCUUAGUCCACAGCCUGCUCAGCAGCGCCGGGGCGCUCCUCGGGUUCUACUUCCACCCGCAGAUGGCCGAAGACCUCAUCGACACGCACUUACCCAUGGCGCAUCGCCUUCUGGGGGUUUCCGUCGGAUAUUUUCUGCAGGACUUCAUCGAUAUGAUGUGUAACCAGAAGGUUUGCCAGUGCUGGGAGCUACUGUUCCAUCACUCAGUGGUGAUUGUCUGUUUUGGCUUAGCUUUUGUGGUCCACCGCUACGUUGGUUUUGCUAUGGUGGCCCUGCUGGUGGAGAUCAACUCUGUCUUCCUGCACCUGCGAACCAUCCUGCGCAUGGCCGGCUUGUCGCACACUCCUUACUACCACAUCACCAGACUGAUCAACUUGGGCACCUAUAUAGUCUUCCGCAUCAGCACCCUUGCUUGGAUGACCCGCUGGCUUGUUCUCAAUCGGGAGAACAUCCCACCAGCCACCUACAUGGUGGGCAUUGUGGGCGUGGCCAUCAUAACCCUGAUGAACACGGUGCUUUUCUUCCGCCUGCUGCGCAGUGACUGUCUCAAGUCUAGGCAGUGGGACAAGGAGCAGUGAUGCCACUUAGCUGCCUUUAAGAACUGGCUGUAGG
This is a messenger RNA of Heteronotia binoei (common prickly gecko), 847 nucleotides long. It is a transcript of the gene TLCD2, whose product is annotated as TLC domain containing 2. Gene Ontology annotation, biological process: plasma membrane organization; phospholipid homeostasis; membrane assembly. The record is from RefSeq and is a predicted model, not a curated record. NCBI's taxonomy places the organism in Eukaryota, Metazoa, Chordata, Lepidosauria, Squamata, Gekkonidae. Bases 115 to 813 code for a protein of 232 amino acids. Gene Ontology annotation, cellular component: plasma membrane. The transcript is spliced from 4 exons.